CCUUUCUUCAACAGGGGCUCGGUACAUCUCUCUCUCUCUCCCUCCUUUGAUCAGUGGGUGAGAGGGGGGAGACGAGCAACACACAGCGGAGAGUCCAGCGUGCGCCUCCGUCAUCAUCUUGUUGGCUCAUCCUUUCAUCACACCACCGGUCCUGGAUCCUCCAGCCCAGGUCCUGGAGAAUCCUGAGUCUGCAGCAGCGCACCAUCUGCUUUAUUUCCAGUCUAUAUCUGAAUGACGGGCGGAAGGUUUGACUUCGACGAUGGUGGCACAUACUGCGGGGGGUGGGAGGAUGGCAAAGCCCACGGACAUGGGAUCUGCACCGGACCCAAGGGCCAAGGCGAGUACGCCGGGUCCUGGUCGCACGGCUUUGAAAUAGUUGGCGUGUACACCUGGCCCAGCGGGAAUACCUACAAGGGUUACUGGUCCCAGGGGAAGCGCCAUGGGCUGGGUGUGGAGAAUAAAGGAAAGUGGAUCUAUCGAGGAGAGUGGAGUCAUGGUUUUAAGGGUCGGUACGGCGUUCGGCAAAGCCACAACACACCUGCUAGAUACGACGGGACCUGGAGCAACGGUCUACAGGAUGGAUAUGGGAUCGAAACCUAUGGAGAUGGCGGAACUUAUCAAGGCCAAUGGAUGGGUGGUAUGCGACACGGCUAUGGUGUGCGUCAGAGUGUUCCCUAUGGCAUGGCCACUGUCAUCCGUUCUCCACUCCGUACGUCUAUGGCCUCCCUGCGCUCUGAGCAGAGCAAUGGUGCAGUGCUCCAGGACCUCUCCUCCCCAGCAGACACUCCAACGGGCAGCCGCGGUGGCUUCGUCCUCAACUUCCACUCGGACAGCGAAGUUGUCACCGGCAAGAAGAAGGGCCUGUUCCGCCGCGGCUCGCUCUUUGGCAGCCUGCGACAGUUGCGCAAGUCUGACUCUCGGACCUCAAUCUCCAGCAAGCGCAGCUCUGCAAGAAGUGACGCCACCAUGAGCCGCAUCAGUUCAAGCGAUGCCAACUCUACCAUAUCCAUCGGUGAUGGCGAGCUGCCAGAUGAGGACCUACCUCAGGAGGACCAUGUGGACGCCACCACAACUGAGACGUACAUGGGCGAGUGGAAGAAUGACAAGCGCAAUGGAUUUGGUGUAUCAGAGAGAUCCAACGGGAUGAAAUAUGAAGGAGAAUGGCUUAACAAUAAGCGCCAUGGUUACGGGUGCACGGUUUUCCCAGACGGCACCAAAGAAGAAGGGAAGUACAAAAAUAAUGUGCUGGUGCGUGGAAUAAGAAAGCAGUUGAUUCCUCUUAAGAACCCCAAAACCAAAGAGAAGGUAGAUCGGGCUGUGGAGGGGGCACAGAGGGCUGCAGCCAUUGCGAGGAGUAAAGUGGAAAUAGCAGCAUCCAGAACAGCCCAUGCUAGGACAAAAAGUGAGGCUGCAGACCAGGCUGCGAUCUCUGCGGUGCAUGAAUCUGAAAUUGCCAGGGCGGUUGCCCGGGAGCUCUCACCCAACUUCUACCAGCCAGGUCCCGACUAUGUAAAACAGCAGUUAAAGGAGCCAGUGGAGAUUAAAGAGGUCCCUGUUGAAAAGAAGAACAGCUCUCCGAGAGAUUCUCCCCACUUUUACCGGAAAGGCACAACGCCUCCCCACUCUCCUGCGACCAGCCCUGCAACCACACCGCCCCCCUCACCUCAAUCCAGCAAGAAGAAAGGACAGCUCACCAACAACAGCACCAGCCGCAAAACCAGCAAAGAAGAAAAACCUUCCCGCAAGAUUAGCAAAGAAGAGAAACUAAGUCAGAAGACCAGCAAGGAUGAGCGGUCUAGUAGGAAGCUGAGUAAAGAAGAACGGCAGCCUGUCACCGAUGGGCCCAAAGCUUCUCAGGCCCAAAUCGAAGCUCCACCUAAACCCACUAAAGUUCAGCAACCCACCCCAGCAUCUGUGCCCCCUUCACAGCCUCCUGCAAUUCCAGUCAAUGGCCAGCUCCACACUGAAUAUCACAGUUACUACGUCAAGGCCCCUACAAGGGUCCCUCCACCCCCAGAACCUGAGGAUCCAGAAGAAGAGCCUAGUGCCCUGGCUUUGGCACGUAUGCCCCCACAACCCCCUAGAUCUUUUAGUACACCUACUCCUAAGGCAGCAUCUAUACGGGAGAGCAAGAGCGACCAGAAACUCAGGAAGCAGGAUUCUCUAAAGCCAAAGAGCCUCGCAGACACAAAGAAAGCAAGCAUGGAAAUUGCAGAAAGCACGGAAGAAACAGGUCCUAACUCAAUCCUUGUUGCUAUGGUAAUGCUGUUGAAUAUUGGCCUCGCAAUUAUAUUUGUCCAUUUUCUGACAUGAUGAUGCUGUGUCUCAGCGGAACCAUGGCAACUGGUACAGUUGCAUCGUCGGCCUUGAAACAUGAAAACGCCGCCAGUGAAACACGGGGAUGGCCAAAGGAAUCAGCAUGAAACCGAAGAGAAUCGAGAGGAAGGCAACGAUAACACCAACCUGACACUGGCCUUGUUAAGGGCCAGCCCCGUGAAUUAGCACUCCUUUGGCUUCUCUAAAAGCUAAAGUGAAAUGUUGUGUCUAGUGCGAUAAAGAAAAUGUUUAAAAAUUGCAACCAAACAUACGCAAUCUAAAAAAAAAUAUACAUAAAAUGAAAAAAAAAAAAGAAGACGUAAUUGAAACCCACACAUGUGCUGAUCCAAGCACAGGUCUCUGUAGCCCACUUCCACUGCCUUGGCAGCGAUAGCAGUGGGCUGACGGACUGUGCUGGAAGAGUGUGGAGAUGCACUUUUAGAUGACGGGAGCAAACAGCUGCCUUUCUAUUUUGCCAUCUGACGUUUUGAUGGGGAGAUGUGAGCCCGGCUCGAGGGUUGGGGGAAGGGGUUGAAGAGGGGGGACGGUCGCAGCAGGAGUGCGCUUUGGGUGUUUGGAGAGUUUUCUGGGGUUCUAGCCACUCUUGCAAGAGGAAAGUGGGCAUGGCCGCUGCCAGCAGUCAGUGCUAGCACGGUCACUAGCCAGUCUUACUCUGUUAACCCAAACAUCACUGCACCUUUCUCAAGCUCCGUCCUUUGUGAUCCAGGAUACACUGCUUUGAAACACUCCCCGUGCAUGGUACAGUUUUGAACACUUUGUUUUUCUUUCUUUUUUGUUCUAACGUAGUUUUUUGUUCAUAGAUGUUCUAUCAAUGUUGGUUACCUGCCGUCAUUUGCUUGUAGAAAUCUGUUCUCUUCUCAGAACUAAUAAAUACAUUUUGCUUUCCCUUUGUUCAUUUCCAACAAUUGAGCUGUAAUUUGACGUUACACAACCACGUAACUGAAAGUGCAAUAUGUUUAUACUUUCAAAAGGUUCGAGUAUGGCCAUUAUGAACAUCCUUUUUUAUUUCCAUUUAUUUUGUGAGACUCGCAUCUUUUUAAUAGGCUGGUUUUGAGAGAAGUGGUAAUUGACAGCAGUCAUUAUGAUUAGGAAAGCAGUACUUUAGAAGCUCGCUCACUCUGAGGGUAACAAAUGUCUUAUUUAUGAAAUCGGAAGGAAAAUUAUUUCAUUGUACACGCGUAGACCAUUUAGCUUGGAUUUCGUCACUAUUCUUUGCUUUCACUAUACCGAUAAGAUGCAAAAACGCAGCUCGCACAGCUGCUUGUGUAAGCCCAGAAAUGCUUGCUUGCUUGCUUGCUUAUGAGACUGGAUCGAGACAGUUUUGUGGACAGUUUAUUCAGGUCAAGGCCAUGGGGAAUGUGGCUGCAGGGAGAAGAGAGAUGCCUUCAAAAGUCUUUAACAGUACUACUGUUUACCUCAAAAAUGAUGAGGAAGCGGGGGGGGGGGAGGGAAAGAAAUGCCAUCCUUGUCUUAACUUUGUUGUAUGUGGGAAAUACUCUGACUGUCUGACUGUUGUCAUCACCUGAACCAUGCUUUUAACUUGCCUCAUCGUAGCUGCUUGUAGUCUUUGUUGCAGGUAUGGCAUGAGUUUCUUUGAUUUUCAAAGUGGUUAUUUAUAUACGGCGGACAUUUACUGUCACCUGUACCAAGAUUAAUUAUUUAUUCAUUGUAUAGCUGAUGUGUUUGUGAACACUGGUCAUCACAGAAAGGGCUUUAAAAUGUCUAGAUUUUCUUUAAUGCGGUCCUUUUUUUUCUUGGUAGGUCAACUUUACUAUAAUGUCUCUUAUGAAACUAGUUGAGCGCUCAUCCUCCACUAAGGCCAGCAGCCUGUUUCACAGUUUUAAAGGAAGUGAUCCAACCUGCACCAAAAAUUCAAUAAAUUCUUCCUUUGCCCAUAGUCCACCUCUCCACCACGUUUCAUGAAAAUUGGCCUCAGUAGUUAUUGCAUAACGUUGCUGGCAAACACACAAAUGGUAUCCAUCACAUCCUUCUGCCUUGGUGGAGGAAUGAGUAGCACGUUACUUUUCGAGAACGCUUCAACCAGUUUGAUGUUUGCAAACCGUCCACAGAACUACUGAAAAACUAACUACUGACAUUUAUUUAAAGAAAACUAUGGUGUUGACAAAUAAAGGUUAAGGCUGGAGUUUCAGAGGGUUUACCUGAACAGUGUGUUUAUGGGAUAUUUUUUGAAUUGCAACAUUGCAUGUUAGAGACAUUUAUAUAGAUUAUUAUAUACUAUUUAUAAGGAUUUUUACAGAGCACAAUCCAGAAUCUGGUAUGAGUUGGUAUUUUUCUAACAAUUUGCACACCUAUUUUGACAAUGAAUAUAACUUGUUUGUAAUUGGUAAUGUAAUGCACAUAUGAUAAUGUUUGACAGUGGAAAAAAAAUUCUUUAUUUCUAAUUGGAUGUACUGUAUGUACCAUUGGGGAUGUGGAAAGCAGAUGUAUUUGUUUGAGUAUUUUAGGAAAUAACAAGAAACUGUGGGAGACUUUUGAUAUCGCAAGGUUCAUAUUACCCCACUGAUUUGUGCAAAGUCUUUGGAGAUGAAGUUAUGUGUAUAACAAUAAAGAUGUUAUGCCUUGUUAAACAACA
Haplochromis burtoni (Burton's mouthbrooder) is the source of this 4930-nucleotide messenger RNA. RefSeq names its product junctophilin 1a (gene jph1a). Gene Ontology annotation, cellular component: endoplasmic reticulum membrane; sarcoplasmic reticulum; junctional membrane complex. The record is from RefSeq and is a predicted model, not a curated record. Bases 232 to 2313 code for a protein of 693 amino acids. The transcript is spliced from 7 exons. NCBI's taxonomy places the organism in Eukaryota, Metazoa, Chordata, Actinopteri, Cichliformes, Cichlidae.